Metopolophium dirhodum (rose-grain aphid) is the source of this 2936-nucleotide messenger RNA. It is a transcript of the gene Syp, whose product is annotated as heterogeneous nuclear ribonucleoprotein R. Gene Ontology annotation, molecular function: mRNA binding. Gene Ontology annotation, cellular component: nucleus; ribonucleoprotein complex. The record is from RefSeq and is a predicted model, not a curated record. The transcript has 12 exons. NCBI's taxonomy places the organism in Eukaryota, Metazoa, Arthropoda, Insecta, Hemiptera, Aphididae. The coding region runs from base 753 to 2354 and encodes 533 amino acids.
AUUCCACUUGUUUGUUUUUUUUUUUCAACUUUUAUUUCUCGUCCCCGUCAUUUCAACGCAUAUACCUACCAAUACCACAUUAUACCACGAUAUUAUACCGCGUACACCGUUCUCCCGCAGCGGCAGCGUCACUUUGCCGAAUUCGACCAAUUCCUAACCCUCUACCGUUCGGUAAUCGGUGCGAUUCCGCUGCCGUCGCCGCCGCCCCGAGUACUAGCGCACUGUCUGUCGUCAGCCGCUCGAAAUCCGCGCUCGGUCCGCACGACGCGACACAGUUUUAACGACAUUUUUCUGCACCGCGGUGACGCCGGCUGCACCCGGUUGCCACACGUCACUACGCCAGCGACAGAUCGACCGAGCGCGCCCGCCAGACGAACAACGACGCGAUAUUAUUGUAAUUUGUAACCGCUCCGGCUUCACACGGACGCACGCACACGCACGCGACCGUGCGCGCCAACACACGCAUACCGGCAUCCGUCGUCGUCUUGUUCGUCUUCUUCAGUCUUCUUCUCCUUCUUCUUCGGCUAUGCAAAGUAAGCUGCACCGCCGACCAGCAAAAUAUAUACAAUAGACAUCUCCUCCAACUUCGCGUGUGCCAGAUGAGAGGCGCGUGCUGAAAGUCGAGACACCGCCGCCGCCGCAGCCACAGCCGCCGCCGCCACAACGACCACUGCCACGACGGGGAUCCGCUUUACUUCCGCAGGAGACGCCGAUAUUAUUCAGUGUGUGUUUUUGACGUUUUUCAGUUCGGUAUGGAAGUCAACAACGCCAGGUUAGACGAAAACGUGGACGAAUCGCCCGCUGACGCUCAGAAGUCUGAAGAUCACAAAAAGCUUCUUGAAUACGGAAUACACGAGUCGGUCGCCGACAGGCUAGAUGAAAUCUAUAAAAGCGGUAAAUUAGCACAUUCUGAUUUGGAUACUAGAGCAUUGGAUGCAUUAAAAGAAUUUCCUGUUGACGCAGCUUUAGGAGUUCUUUCUCAAUUUCUUGAUAGCAAUUUAUUACAUGUAUCCAAUAAGUCUGCAUAUUUAUGUGGAGUAAUGAAAACUUAUAGACAAAAAACAAGAAUCACCCCUCAAGAGCCUUUUGUACAACCACCCAAAGGGCCAGAAUUUGAUAAAGUUAAGGAAAUAUUAGCUAGAACUAACUAUAAAUUUGAUGUGACUACUGGGCAACGGAAGUAUGGUCCACCACCUGACUGGACUGAUCCUAAGCCAACUGCUGGUUGUGAGGUGUUUUGUGGAAAAUUGCCGAAUACUGUGUUUGAAGAUGAACUGAUUCCACUAUUUGAAAAGUGUGGUAAGAUCUAUGAUUUGAGAUUGAUGAUGGAUCCAUUGUCUGGUACUAACCGUGGAUAUGCUUUUGUUACUUAUACUACUAAGGAAGAGGCCGAAAGAGCUACUGUAGAACUCGAUGGUUAUGAAAUAAAGCCUGGAAAAAAUAUCAAAGUGAAUAUUAGUGUACCCAAUCUUCGUCUUUUUAUUGGGAACAUUCCUAAAUCAAAAGGGAAAGAAGAUAUUAUGGAAGAAUUUGGCAAAAUAACAAGUGGACUCACAGAAGUCAUAAUCUAUAGUUCUCCUGAUGACCGUCGAAAGAAUCGAGGAUUUUGCUUUUUAGAGUAUGAUUCUCAUAAAGCUGCUUCUGUAGCAAAAAGACGCUUAAGCGCUCCAAACUACAAAGUAUGGGGCUGUGAUAUAAUUGUAGAUUGGGCUGAUCCUCAAGAAGAGCCUGAUGAUGAAACUAUGUCGAAAGUUAAAGUGUUGUAUGUUAGGAAUUUAACUCAAGAAGUAACUGAAAACCGUCUAAAAGAAACUUUUGAAGUUCAUGGUUCAGUAGAAAGAGUGAAAAAAAUUAAAGAUUAUGCUUUUAUUCAUUUUAAUGAUAGAGGUUGUGCUCUCAAGGCUUUGGAAGAGCUAAAUGGUAGCAAUUUGGAUGGAGCUACUUUGGAAGUAUCGCUAGCCAAACCUCCAUCUGAUAAAAAGAAAAAAGAAGAAAUUUUAAGAGCUAGAGAACGCCGUAUGUUUACCAAUAUGCAAGGCCGUGCUUUUGGGUUGAUGCCACAACCAUUAUCAUUGAUGGGGGCUCCAAGACCAGGCUAUCGUACCGUUUCAAAUAAUUUACGUAUGGCUGGUCGAGGUGAAUUUGAUUGGCCAUGGGGAUUUAAUUCGUGGAUGUGGCCUGCAGGCCGCUGGGAUGCUGGGGCUGCCGGCCCUUGGGGAACAGCGUCUACUGGAAAUAGACAAUGGCACGGAGUUGCACCAAACAAUCGGUCAUGGGGAAAUGGCAGUGGUGGCCGAAUCGGCGCAGCUGGAAAUAGUGGCGGCGCUUCAAGCCAUGGGAAGUUUACAAGAUAAACAAGGCGAAAAGAGGUCUGAUAAAAGUCUCCAGAAAGAGGGGGGUCAGCGCAAUCGGACCCGCCACAGCUACAGACGUAAGGGCGUCGGCACGAACGACUGGAUGGGGCGAGAGCGAAAGCGCUGUACACUUGAUGUCAGUGACUGAUCGCAAAUGGUAGUUCUAAAAUAUUUUAGUACUUGCCAUUAGUAUCUCAAUUUCUCGCUCAUGUUACCUAAUUUCAUUGUUAUUUAGAUAUAUUUUUUUUUUUAUUAUUAUUACUUCUUUCUUGUCUUUCGAUUCAUAUAUCUUUAUCAGAAAGCUAUAAGAGCUGUGUUAAUAAAUUGUUUUUUUUUUUUAGUUAAAAGCUUAAAACUAUCAACUUUAAAUUUUUUGUUAUUUUUUCUUAAUUUUUUUAUCUUGUUAAUUUGACAAAAUUUAUUUUUUAAAACAUUACCAAAAUUUCUCCCCCUACUUCUGGAGGCAUAUUAUAUUGUUUAGGGGGACUAAAAAUUUGAAAUACAAGUUUUCGCUAAACAUUAUUUGAUUUCUUUUCGUAUUCAGUCAAACCAACUAGACUUGUGUAUUAUAAUUUUUUUUUU